This is a messenger RNA of Gavialis gangeticus (Gharial), 2060 nucleotides long. It is a transcript of the gene BMP6, whose product is annotated as bone morphogenetic protein 6. The annotation marks the transcript as partial. Gene Ontology annotation, cellular component: extracellular region. The record is from RefSeq and is a predicted model, not a curated record. NCBI's taxonomy places the organism in Eukaryota, Metazoa, Chordata, Crocodylia, Gavialidae. Gene Ontology annotation, molecular function: growth factor activity; cytokine activity. The transcript is spliced from 7 exons. Gene Ontology annotation, biological process: SMAD protein signal transduction.
GCGCCGCGCUUCAUGCUGGACCUGUACCAUGCCCUGGGCGGCGAGGAGGGGCCGGGAGCCGCGCCCAGCCUGCAGCGAGGGACCCUGCUGGCUCCGCCGCGCCCCGCUGCCUCGGCCCUGGCCAGCGCGCACGACAGCGCCUUCCUCAGCGACGCCGACAUGGUCAUGAGCUUCGUCAACCUGGUUGAAUAUGACAAGGAGUUUACACCUCACCAACAGCACCACAAGGAAUUCAAAUUUAAUCUCUCCCAGAUUCCAGAAGGAGAAGCUGUUACCGCUGCUGAGUUCCGCAUCUACAAGGACUGUGUCAUGGGGAGUUUUAAAAAUCAAACUUUUCUUAUCAGCAUCUAUCAAGUUCUGCAAGAACAUGAGAACAGAGACUCUGAUCUGUUUUUGUUGGAUACCCGGGCAGUGUGGGCCUCGGAAGAAGGCUGGCUGGAGUUUGAUAUUACUGCCACCAGUAACAUGUGGGUGUUGAACCCUCAACACAACAUGGGACUCCAGCUUAGUGUGGUGACCAGGGAUGGUCUCAGUGUAAACCCAAGAGAAGCAGGUCUGAUAGGGCGAGAUGGCCCUUAUGACAAGCAGCCUUUCAUGGUGGCCUUUUUCAAAGUGAGUGAGGUCCAUGUCCGGACCACCAGGUCAGCCACAAACCGGCGGAGGCAGCAGAAUCGAAAUCGCUCCACUCAGUCUCAGGAUGUUUCCAGGGUGUCUGGUAUCACAGAUUACAACAGCAGCGACCUAAAAACAGCUUGCAGAAAGCAUGAGCUUUAUGUUAGCUUCCAAGACUUAGGAUGGCAGGACUGGAUAAUUGCACCAAAGGGCUAUGCAGCCAAUUACUGUGAUGGAGAAUGCUCUUUUCCACUCAAUGCACACAUGAAUGCUACCAAUCAUGCCAUUGUGCAAACUUUGGUCCAUCUUAUGAAUCCUGAAUAUGUUCCCAAACCCUGUUGUGCACCCACCAAACUAAAUGCCAUCUCAGUUCUUUACUUUGAUGAUAAUUCUAAUGUCAUUCUGAAAAAAUACAGGAAUAUGGUGGUAAGAGCUUGCGGGUGUCACUGACAUACCCACUGACUCGCCUGGAACUCCUUGGUUACAUCUACUGGAUGUUGGAGAAACUCCAGCAAACACUCUUGUGACACUCCCAAACCAAUACUUGUGCCUUAUGAGAGGAAGCUGCAAGAGAACCUCACUGAUACCUACCUACUUCGUAACAGGAGAAAGUAUUGGAUUUGUCAAAAACCGAAUCUGUAACACAGUGGCUAUUCUGAUCUACAAAAUUCUGACUUGUGAGGUGUACAAAAGAAAAGUCUGCCCAUACAAGUUUUGUUGGCUUGGAUCAAGCUUUGUGCGUCUUUUAAACUCCCUGGAAGAGCAGCAGAAACUUAACUAGCUGGUUGAUUUGCACUUCAUUGUUAAGAAACCACCAUCUGCUACAUGGAAACAGUGAGACUUGAAGACGCACAUACUAUAUUUAGGUUCACCAAGACAAAAAGCAAAGUGUGUCGUACUUUAGUGUUAGGACUGUGUUUUAUGCUGGAUAAUCUGAAUUUCUAAUUAAGGAUAGGACGUGCCUUCCAUCUAAAAGAAAUUAUUGCAUCUCUCUGAUUGAACUCUUCCAAAAAUCUGAAAGAUGGGAAACAGCUGCUUCAAUUGUGCCAAAGCAAGCCCCUCAAACCAUGUGUCCUCCAACUACACAGUAAAGCAUAGACUUAAACUGUACGUUCCGAGUCAGGCUGUACUAUGUAUUGCAUACAUAAAAAGAAUCCCAGACACAACGUGAUCUUUUGAGUCAAAAGUUCAACUGGGGAAUUAUCUUGUAAACUUGUCAAGUGCCUUUUUUUAGGUCCUAUACCUCCUGAAACUGCUACGUCUGUCCCUUUUUAUUGCAACGACAUCCACUGCCUCUCACAUAUACCACCAGGGUAUUUUUGUAUGAUUUUAGGAGCAAUUUUAUCCCCUCAGCUGAAUAGCCACUCCAUUGCUGAAGGGGUAAUUUUUUGUAAGCUUUCUACAGCAGAGGUUCCCAACCGGGUUGGCUGCCAGACCGAAAGUGACAG